This is a messenger RNA of Oryza brachyantha (malo sina), 2888 nucleotides long. Its product is annotated as ent-copalyl diphosphate synthase 1, chloroplastic. Gene Ontology annotation, cellular component: chloroplast. The record is from RefSeq and is a predicted model, not a curated record. Gene Ontology annotation, biological process: gibberellin biosynthetic process. Lineage: Eukaryota; Viridiplantae; Streptophyta; Magnoliopsida; Poales; Poaceae. The transcript has 15 exons. Gene Ontology annotation, molecular function: terpene synthase activity; magnesium ion binding. The coding region runs from base 122 to 2641 and encodes 839 amino acids.
UAUAGCUCAACUACAUACGCGCGCUUAACUCGGUCUCGUCCGAUCCAUCCUUCCCUCCCUCUCCAUCCAUCGAUCCAUUCGCCGCCUCGGUGUCCUCCUUCCUCGCGCCGCGCCGGAGACGAUGAUGAUGCAUCCGCCGCUGGCGGCGCCCGGCGUCUCGCCGGCCCGGUGGUCGUUUCGCGCUCCGGCCAAAGGUCGCCAUCGUCCACGCGUCUGGCGCGUCGACCGCGACGGCGACGGCGGGGACGACGUCGGCUCCGGCGCCGCGUGGAGGGCGCGGGCGGCCACCGGCGUCUCCAGCUCCAGCUCCAGCGCAACAGCCAAAGGGCUUCAAACCAACCUGAUCGAGCACGAGAGCAGGAUCACAAAAUGGCCCGACGAAUCACGCGACCUCGACGACUACCAGCAAAUCAACGAUGCGGCGGAGCUGCGGGCGGCGGUGGAGCAGGUGAGGUCGGCGCUGGCGUCGAUGGAGGACGGCGCGAUCACCGCGUCGGCGUACGACACGGCGUGGGUGGCGCUGGUGCCGCGGCUGGAGGGCGGCGGCGGCGAGGGGCCGGAGUUCCCGGGCGCCGUGCGGUGGAUCGUGGGCAGGCAGCUCGCCGACGGGUCGUGGGGCGACGGCGUGGUGUUCUCGGCGUACGACCGCGUGAUCAACACCCUCGCCUGCGUCGUCGCCCUCACCAAAUGGUCCCUCCACCAACACAGCUGCAACCGAGGACUUGAUUUUCUGAAGCAGAACAUGUGGAGGUUAGCAGAGGAAGAGCCGGAGACGAUGCCGAUUGGGUUUGAGAUUGCGUUCCCUUCUCUUGUGGAGGCAGCUCGGAGCUUGGACAUCGACUUCCCGUAUGAUCACCCUUCUCUCAACGCCAUAUAUGCUAACAGAGACCUUAAGCUCAAGAGGAUUCCAAAGGACAUGAUGCACAUAGUUCCAACAUCAAUCCUGCAUAGCCUCGAAGGGAUGCCAGGGCUGGACUGGCAGAGGCUUCUGAAGCUGCAAUCCAGAGAUGGAUCCUUCCUGUUCUCCCCCUCGUCCACUGCCUACGCUCUCAUGCAGACCGGCGACAGGAAAUGCCUCGCCUACAUCGACCGGAUCGUCAAGAAAUUCGACGGAGGAGUUCCCAACGUUUACCCUGUCGAUCUCUUCGAGCACCUAUGGGUGGUUGAUCGGCUGGAGCGCCUUGGGAUUUCGCGGUACUUCCAGCGAGAGAUUGAGCACAUCAUGGACUAUGUCAACAGGCACUGGACUGAAGAUGGCAUUUGCUGGGCUAGGAACUCCAAUGUAAAAGAUGUGGAUGACACAGCUAUGGCUUUCCGCCUACUACGGCUCCAUGGAUACAAUGUCUCACCAAGUGUGUUCAAGAAUUUUGAGAAGGAUGGGGAGUUCUUUUGUUUUGUGGGGCAGUCAACACAAGCAGUCACUGGGAUGUACAACCUCAACAGAGCAUCUCAGAUAAGCUUUCCAGGGGAGGACAUCUUGCAGCGUGCAAGGAGUUUCUCAAAUGAGUUCCUGAGAGAAAGAGAAGCCCAGGGAACACUUCAUGAUAAAUGGAUCAUUUCCAAGGACCUACCAGGAGAGGUACAAUACACAUUAGACUUUCCCUGGUAUGCGAGCUUGCCACGUGUCGAGGCGAGAACAUACCUAGACCAGUAUGGUGGUAACAAUGAUGUCUGGAUUGGAAAGACACUCUACAGGAUGCCUCUGGUGAAUAACAACACAUAUCUUGAGCUGGCAAAACUGGAUUUCAACCGAUGUCAGGCUAUACAUCAGCAGGAGUUGCAUGGUCUACAAAAGUGGUUUGUUGAGAAUGACCUCAAGGCUUUUGGGGUAGCAUCUGAAGACGUUUUCAGAGCUUAUUUCCUAGCUGCUGCUUGCAUCUUUGAACCAAACCGUGCCACCGAGCGACUUGCAUGGGCUAGAGUGUCAGUGCUGGCCAACACAAUUUCUAGACACUUUCACAGCGAUAUGUCAAGCAUGAAAAGGAUGGAACGUUUUAUGUGCAGCAGUCUCUAUGAAGAAAAUGGCAAUGUAUUAUGGCUUGAAGGAUAUGCAAAAGAUGAAAUUCUUGCCAGAACACUUUGUCAACUUAUUGAUAUGUUGUCUAAAGAGGCACCGCCAGUUCGAGAAGGUCCAAAAUGUAUUCAUAAUCUCAUAAGAUGUGCUUGGAUUGAAUGGAUGAUGCAACAUAUCAACAUGAAGAAUGAUGGAUAUGGUGAAGGAGGAGUUAUGGAUCCAGGGUCAUGCAUUGUUCAUAACAAAGAAACAUGUCUGCUUAUUGCUCAAAUCAUCGAGAUCUGUGCUGGACGAACUGGAGAGGCAGCAUCUAUGAUAAGUAACACGGAUGGUGCUUGGUUUAUUCAACUUGCUUCCUCUAUUUGCGACUCUCUUCACCACAAGAUGUCACUUUCCCAGGAUAGCAAGAAGAAUGAGACAACGAUAAAUCAAAUAGACAAGGAAAUUGAGUUGGGUUUGCAAGAACUUGCUCAAUAUCUUCUUCCAAGAGCUGAUGAUAGAAGAACUAACAACAAAACCAAGCAGACCUUCUUGGACAUUGUGAAAAGCUGUUAUUAUGCUGCUCAUUGCUCGUCAGAUAUUCUUGAUAGACAUAUGUCUGAAGUUAUUUUUCAGCAUGUUAUUUGAAAUAAAGUUGAUCUAAAUACAGCAUUUGUAGGGUUGAAUCAGAUGUAAAUAUUUCUGUGUGGGAAAAUCAUGUAAAGAAAAAUGAGAGAGAAUAAGUAUAUAAACAAUAGUUUAUUGUUAAGAGAUAGUACAAUGUUUACAUCAUGUGAAUGAUGGUGUAUUUCUAUAUGGUUCUAGAUGUGGUACACAUGCUUGUUUAGCAAUGAAUCAGGAUAUGCAUCGAGCCCAAACAAGGGCAUUUUGAUCU